AUGGAUAGUGAACGGGGCCAAAGCAAGCUCACCCAGUCGAUAAUCGCCGCAUGCGCAAUCUUUCUUGUGAUAUACCCGUGUCAACAAUAUUCUGCCUUAGCCCACCCUUCUCCCUUUGGUACUUCGGUUCAAACCAGCACUGGACUGAUAAUUGGCCACGUUGACUCCAAAUUCCCCGAUGUAUUGGAGUAUCUAGGCAUUCCAUUUGCGUCACCACCAACGGGCGAACUGCGAUUCGCAGCACCCGUGUCAUUUGAGUCCAAGGGUACUGUUCAAGCCAAUGAUUAUGGCCCCAAUUGCCCGGCCAGUAACGCCUCACUUCCUCCAUAUCCUGGAAUGACUCCUCAAGCACCCAAGAUUCUUAGUGCAUUUUUGCAACAACCUGGCUUGCAAAGUGAAGACUGCCUGUACCUCAAUAUUUGGACGAGACGUGAUCCAGUCAGGUUGAAACCGGUUCUAUUAUGGAUUCAUGGUGGACGAUUUAUCAUUACCGGCGCUGAGUCGGAAUACUAUGAUGGAAAAUUUCUGACCUCACGGCACGAUGUUCUGCUCGUUACGAUCAGCUACCGAUUAAAUAUCUUCGGCUUCUCAGGCGCUCCAAAGCUCCCCCAAAAUGUGGGCCUCCUCGAUCAACGCAUGGCAAUCGAAUGGGUCCACCGAAACAUCGCAGCAUUUGGCGGAGAUCCCGACCGCAUCACAAUAUUCGGGUCUUCGGCUGGCGGUACCUCUGUUGAUUUCUAUUCCUACGCAUGGGCGCAUGAUCCCCUCAUAAGCGGUCUCAUCUCCCACUCCGGAACAGCAUUGAGCUACAACCCCAAUACACUUGCACAAUCUGCACACGCUUUUCACAAUGUGUCUACGUCCUUGGGAUGCGGAGGUGAAGCCGAAGAUCAAGACCUGGUUCUAGGGUGUAUGCGCCAGAAAUCUUUCGAAGAUAUAUGGAACGUUUCUAAUAACGUUGCGAUGAUCUCAUCGGCCACGAUCCCCGAGCCAGUGUUUCAUCCCGUUGCGGACGAGAUAACGGUUUUUAGUGAUUAUAAUAAAAGAUCGGCUGAAGGAAAAUUUGCGCGAUUGCCAUACUUAGUAACAUGCAACAACAACGAAGCCGGUUUCUACCGUCUCGCCGCAUACGCAAGCCAGAUCGCUGUCAGCAAUAAAUUGUGGACCGAAUUCGAUCUUGCAGCAUUCACAUGCCCUAGCGGUCAAUCUGUAAGAGACCGAUGGACUCAUGGUGUCCCGACAUGGCAGGCUCGAUACUUCGGCGACUGGGACAACCUUCGUCUUUACCCUGGAAGCGGAACAUAUCAUGGAUCAGAUCUACCAAUGGUAUUCGGAACUGCAGAGAUAGUAAGCGAUAUCUCAGAUAGUGAAUCUGAAAAGGAGGUUUCAAGCUAUAUGGCUUCGGCCUGGGUCGCAUUUGCCAGCGACCCGCAAAAUGGGCUCGAGGAAUUUGGGUGGCCGCGGUAUAAUCCCCAUGAGAAAACAUUGGUUGGGCUGGCCUAUGGAAAUUCAACGUGUGCAGAGUUUUUUGAGCCGCGGCAGUUUGAGCGUGGAUGCGCUGCUUUGGAAGGGGAUGUGUUUCUCAGAGGUGGUGCUGUUUAG
Molecule: messenger RNA, 1602 nt
Organism: Penicillium verhagenii
Lineage: Eukaryota; Fungi; Ascomycota; Eurotiomycetes; Eurotiales; Aspergillaceae
Product: Carboxylesterase type B
Exons: 8
Coding region: 1-1602 (533 amino acids)
Source: RefSeq, a predicted model, not a curated record